Messenger RNA from Abrus precatorius (Indian licorice), 1318 nucleotides. RefSeq lists its product as uncharacterized. NCBI's taxonomy places the organism in Eukaryota, Viridiplantae, Streptophyta, Magnoliopsida, Fabales, Fabaceae. The record is from RefSeq and is a predicted model, not a curated record. Bases 78 to 1136 code for a protein of 352 amino acids. The transcript has a single exon.
GCGUUCAUUAUUAUCCUCCCCUUCGCUUUUUUUUUCAACCUGUCUUCACCAUUUGAACAGUUCCCAAUCCAAGAGCCAUGGCUAACCCACCCCAAGUUCGUCCAUGGUUCCGUUUAGCCUCCAUUCGCUCUACCCCCGCCCCCGCCCCCGCCCCGGCCUCUGCUCCUGCUCCUGCCCCUGCCCCAGCCCCAGCUCCAGAAGCACGUCAUAUUCUGCCCCUACCCGCAUUUAGAACUGCUUCAGCACCAUCCUCACCACAGACUCGACCAACUCAACCUCCUCAAGAAAAGAAUGGCACUUCAACUUCACCUUCAUCUCAACCUCACAAAGUGUCCACUUCACUACCAACUUCUCCAAUUCAAAAGUCAGCAGUUACAUCUUCCCCUACUCGCAAACCACCACCAACUACUGCUACUGCUUCCUCCCCGGAGAAAAGUUCCCACGCGCCAAGUCCCACCCAUUCUCCAAAAACAAUCAAACAAGCCGAUCGAAGCCCAAUGCACUCGCCCAACAAGAAGCCCACCGCUCCUCCACCCUCUCCCCUGACCCUUCCACCUUCCCAGUUCAAGGCCGAGCCCAAUAUACCUGAACAGGCCGAGCCCAAAACCGUGCUAGUUCAGAAGACCGUCGAAAUGCCCAAGCCCUGGCACAACGGCGCUGGCGAAUUGCAUAAGAAUCACGAUAAUGCUCAUCAUGAAAAACGCGUCAUUGGGAAGGAGAAAGGUGUUCACAGAAAGGUUUCGGAUUCUGAGGAAUCUGGCAUGAGAGUUAUAACGAUUGCAGGGGAAAACAGAGGAGCUUACAUGGAACUAACCCAAUCCCCAAAGAAACACGAACCCAAGCAUCUUCACAAGAAAGGAAACCCGAACACCAAUGUCGAUGGCGGUGAAUCAGAGAGUUCCAACGUGGAGGAAGGGAAUGUAAAAAAGAAGGAUAUUAAGAAUCAGAAAGGUAAAACACCGCCUUCGUUUCCAAUGGCUGCGUACAUGAACAGCAAUGUGCAAUGUGUAAACAACUCCCUCUUGUACAACACUUCUUGCUCCCACCAUGACCCUGGAGUGCGCCUCUCUCUUGCAAAGAAACCAUUCGGUGAAGGUUACCAUUUGAAGGAACACGAUCAAGGCCACAACACUUGAUUCCAAAAUAGUGUGUGAAUUGGAGUUAGCUGUUUUGUGUUUGUGGUAUAUAUGGCGACAAAAAUAAUUAAAAAAAAAAAAGAUUGAGUGGUCAACUUGAGGCAUGGCAUGAAUUCUAAUUCUUGUGCUUCACUUUUUCGGUGGAGCCAAGUUGAAGAUUCUCCACUGCCUUCGGUGCAAAA